Molecule: messenger RNA, 2060 nt
Organism: Cololabis saira (Pacific saury)
Lineage: Eukaryota; Metazoa; Chordata; Actinopteri; Beloniformes; Belonidae
Gene: cry-dash
Product: cryptochrome DASH
Exons: 14
Coding region: 111-1676 (521 amino acids)
Biological process (GO): photoreactive repair
Molecular function (GO): damaged DNA binding; FAD binding; deoxyribodipyrimidine photo-lyase activity
Source: RefSeq, a predicted model, not a curated record
CGUGACUGGUGCAGGAGCAGAGACAGCACACGGCUUUCUGACGCGGACCGUCAUUUUCAAAGCCGCUUUUACACCAACUACCAACACUUUUUGCCCUCCACUAAUCAACUAUGUCCACCGCACGCACAAUAAUCUGUUUGCUGAGAAACGACCUGCGCGUUCACGACAACGAGCUUUUCCACUGGGCUCAGAAAAAUGCAGAGCACAUAGUUCCUCUGUACUGCUUCGACCCCAGACAUUAUGUGGGAACUUACAACUACAACCUGCCAAAGACGGGGCCUUUCCGCCUGCGCUUCUUGUUGGAGAGUAUCAGAGACCUCAGAAACACACUCCUCAACAAGGGCAGCAAUCUGGUGGUGAGGCAGGGUAAGCCAGAGGAUGUAGUCGCCGACCUCAUCAAGCAAAUCGGCUCCGUUAGCAGUGUGGUUUUCCAUGAGGAGGUUGCUUCAGAAGAACUGGAUGUGGAGAGAAGGGUGAAGGAAGUGUGCAGUCAGAUGAGGGUGAAAGUUCACACCUGCUGGGGCUCCACGCUGUACCACAGAGAUGACCUGCCAUUCCCGCACAUAUCCAGGUUGCCUGAUGUGUACACUCAGUUCAGAAAGGCAGUGGAGAGCCAGAGCACGGUGAGGCUGGUGCUCCCGACCCCCGACAGGCUAAAUCCCCUUCCCCCCGGGUUGGAAGUAGGAGCUAUUCCAUCAGCAGAGGACCUGCAGCAGACUGAGCCUGUGACUGAUCCUCGCUCAGCUUUCCCUUGUAGUGGCGGAGAGAGUCAAGCACUCGCCAGGCUUAGGCACUAUUUCUGGGGCACCGAUGCAGUUGCAGCAUAUAAAGAGACUCGUAAUGGCUUGAUGGGAGUAGAUUAUUCCACCAAGUUUUCACCUUGGCUGGCGAUGGGUUGCAUUUCUCCAAGGUAUAUUUACCAUCAGAUCAAACAGUAUGAGCUGGAACGGACAGCCAAUCAGAGCACCUACUGGGUCAUUUUUGAGCUUUUGUGGAGGGACUACUUCAAAUUUGUGGGCAUUAAAUAUGGAGACAGGAUGUUUCAGAUCAAAGGCCUUCAAGAUAAAUCUGUGCCAUGGAAAAAGAACGUGAAGCUAUUUGAUGCAUGGAAAGAGGGACGCACAGGGGUGCCCUUCGUGGACGCCAACAUGAGAGAGUUGGCCAUGACGGGCUUCAUGUCCAACAGAGGGCGACAAAAUGUUGCCAGCUUCCUCACAAAGGAUCUGGGCUUGGACUGGAGGAUGGGAGCCGAGUGCUUCGAAUACCUCCUGAUUGAUCACGAUGUCUGCAGCAACUAUGGCAACUGGCUUUACAGUGCUGGCAUAGGAAAUGACCCCAGAGAGAACAGGAAGUUCAACAUGAUCAAACAAGCCCUCGACUAUGACAGUAAUGGUGAUUAUGUGCGACAGUGGCUACCCGAGUUGAGGGCCAUUAAAGGAGCAGACGUGCACACACCUUGGAUCCUCAGCUCUGCUGCGCUGUCACAUGCUGAUGUGUCGCUGGGCGAGAGUUACCCAACCCCCAUCGUCAUGGCGCCCGAGUGGAGCAGGCACUUUAAUAAGAAAGCGGGUGGCGCAGGGCCCUCAUCAAGAGGAAAAAGGGGCCCGUCUCACACUCCCAAACAGCAUCGGGACCGAGGCAUCGACUUCUAUUUCUCUAAAAGCAAACACCUGUGAUGAGUUUCAAAGUAAACAUGGAGCAAGUGGCCUAUAUGCGAAGAACUGAUACCUCAGAGAUUUAAAAUUAGCUUUCUUUGGUAAAAUGUGACUUGCACAUACUGUGUACCGGUAAUAGUUGAUUAUGGGAAGUUGUUUGAUGAACUUGAGGAAGUGCUUCUUUCCCAAAGCAUAUUACAUGUAACCUAAGUCACGAAUAAUCUCUUCUCAGCAGUUCGUGCUAUGCAGCUUCGGGAGUCACGAAAGCCCCAGUGAGGGUUUGUUUUGAUCAGGCAUAAUGACCUGUCCGCUGCUGUUUUCUAUGUAUUUCUUUCUUUCUGCUGUUGCUGUUUCUUUUUAUGAGUGUACUAGCUCUAGUUUGUUAUAUUUGAAGUAAACUACUAA